GGACCGUUCAUAGAACUCAAAAGCUAAAAAGGCCAGAGUGCGGAAUGCGUGAGGGGUCACCGCGUUUCACUACUUCAACUCUCCUCUUCUCUCUCCCGACUUUGCCAACUGAAAUCUAGCACUUCAAUUUCAUCACGCUUCAUAGUUGGACUCGGAGUUUUUCGUGUGUUAAUGACGAUUGAGCUUUCAACAAUUUCAGUUACUGUUUUUGUAGACCCAACAUAAGAAGGUAACUGAAGUUUUUGAAAAUGGAAGUGCGUCCCACUUUGUCUAUGGGAACAUCUGGUGCUAGACAAAUUAGCCACCAUGGAUUUUCUGGAACAAUUUCAUCCUCCUUACCGGUUAUUUCAUCUAAUCUAGAAGAGAGAUAUCUCAAGUUUCCAGAAUCACGACAACUUUCCAUGGAGAUGGAUCUGAUUCCAGAUUCACUGAGUGUCAAUUCAUUUUUACCCACCGAAAAUGGCAUUGUGGGUCCCAUUUUCUCGUCUACAUGUAGCCUUCCUUCCUCUGAACCAGUCAAGAGGAAUUCGACUAAAGACCCAUUUACAUCUCCAACUGUAUCAUCAGUUUCUUUGUCUCAUCAAUCGGGUGGGCUCCAACCAACAGGUUCACAUAGCGAUGAUUGCUGGCGUACGGAUGCUCAAGUAAAUAUAUUUUACUCUCCCGUAGAAGUUCCAUUUAGGAAUAGCCAAAUUGGAAGUGGACGUGAAGGUGGUGAUUGUGAAAUUGGUUCAGCCAAUCAAAGCGAGCAGAAUAAUUGGCAAGAAUUAGCAGAUCAUCUGUUGAAUGAUGAUGAUGAUGAUAAUGCCCUGACAUCUAAUUGGGAAGAAUUUUUAGUUGAUGACAAUGUUGGAGAACCAAAGGUUCAGUUGCACCAACAGAACCCUUCAUCUUCAACAAUGGUUGGCCGCCCUUCGAAACCACGCAUUCGAUGGACUCCAGAGCUUCACGAGGCCUUUGUGGAUGCAGUAAACAAGCUUGGAGGCAGUGAAAAAGCUACACCAAAGGGAGUGUUGAAGAUAAUGCAAGUUGAGGGUUUGACAAUAUAUCAUGUCAAGAGUCACUUACAGAAGUACAGGACAGCCAGAUAUAAACCAGAAUCAAUAGAAGGAUCCUCAGAGAAGAAGCCGACUUCCAUGGAAGUCUCUCUAGAAUUGAAAACGGGUAUUGAACUUACUGAAGCAUUACGAUUACAAGUGGAAGUCCAAAAACGCUUGCACGAGCAAUUAGAGAUCCAGAGAAAUUUACAACUGCGAAUUGAAGAACAAGGCCGUCACCUUCAGAUGAUGUUUGAGAAACAAUGCAAGCAAGGUGACAUGUUUAAAGUUCCGUCCUCUUCUCUUGAAGAUUCUUUUACACAAAAAGAAACUGCUGUCCAAGAUGAAUCUGGAAUGUCACGAUUGAGAAAAGGAGAGACUGAAAAUGCAGAAAUCAUUUUGUCAGGACCUCCACCCAGGAAAUUGGGGGAGAAGCAAAAGGCUCAAGAAAUUGAAGCUCUGGAGAAUCCUAGUUCGACAAAUGGUCAGAAGCAUGCAAAAUUGGCAGAGUAGAAUAUUAUAUAUAGAACAUCGGGCGGGCAGGCAAUACAACAAGUUGGGUAAUUUUGAAUAAUUUGGUAUCAAUAGUUUUCUCUCUUUUUAUGUUGGAUGGUUCAUUUCGCCGAGUAAUCAAUAUUUUAUAUACAACAUCGGGAAGGCAAGACAACUAGUUGGGUAAUCUUGAGAAAUUCGGUAUCAAUAUUUUUCUUUCUUUUUAUGUUGGUUGGUUCAUUUCGCCGA
Molecule: messenger RNA, 1778 nt
Organism: Impatiens glandulifera
Lineage: Eukaryota; Viridiplantae; Streptophyta; Magnoliopsida; Ericales; Balsaminaceae
Product: protein PHOSPHATE STARVATION RESPONSE 1-like
Exons: 8
Coding region: 249-1550 (433 amino acids)
Molecular function (GO): DNA binding; DNA-binding transcription factor activity
Source: RefSeq, a predicted model, not a curated record